Messenger RNA from Mitosporidium daphniae, 1230 nucleotides. Its product is annotated as eukaryotic release factor eRF1. Lineage: Eukaryota; Fungi; Microsporidia. The coding region runs from base 1 to 1230 and encodes 409 amino acids. Gene Ontology annotation, cellular component: cytoplasm. Gene Ontology annotation, biological process: nuclear-transcribed mRNA catabolic process, no-go decay; ribosome disassembly; RNA surveillance. The record is from RefSeq and is a predicted model, not a curated record. The transcript has 5 exons.
AUGCGUCUCCUGCGUCGGUCCAUCAGUUCCCGGGACCAUUCUGGCUUCAUUUCUUUAAUGGCAGAAGAGUUUGACGACAUUUGGAACCUUUACCAGAUCAUACAUAAAGACGAUCGUAUCAAAAUACGCGUUCGCUCCGAUAAUAACCCAUGCUCUUCAACUUCAACAGAAAGCGAAAGGAUCCGAAUUACGCUUUGGAUACAAGUUGAUACGGUUUCAGCCGACUUGAGUAUCUCGAGCCUUGCCUUGAAGGGACGUGUGUGUGUGGAGAACGACUAUGUGAAGGUAUGCCGAUAUAGCCUUCAUUCACUCCCUCAAGAUCGGUAUUUAGGACCACUUUUAUCGUUAGGCUCCUUCCAUACUCUUAAUGUGGGAAUCAACGAAAAAAUCGAGCUGCAAAAAGAUUUCUGGCCCGAGUACAUUCUUGAGCUAAUUGACAAAUCCAUCAAAGAGGGCAAGAAUGUUCCCGUGAUCGCACUGAUUUUUCAGAUGGGCAUGAGGUUGAUGUGUCGCCCACGUUUGCGCCAUCAAAAAUUCGGCCAUCAUUUUGAAAGAGAAAAUCGAGACUCAUAUACCAAAGAAAUCCAAUCUUGGGAUCAGAUCAAAAGUGACAAUUUCUAUCUUCGCAUAUGCAAGACACUUGUGAAACAUUUCCAAUUUUCCGAUAUCAAUAACUGCCUGGUGGCUAGUCCUGGAUUCUACAACAAAGACUUUAUUGAAUACAUUUGCGACCGAUUUGCUACUCCAUCGGCAGAUGCGGCUUUGCGAUCUCUUUUUUUAAACAAGUCUAAAUUCAUAGUCGUUCACUCUUCCCAUGGCUAUUUGUCUGCACUAGAGGAAAUUCUGGCAGAUAAAAGCUCCAGUGCUGUUCUUUCCUCCACCUCGUCAUUCAAUGUUGAACAAAAGGCUCUUGAACGAUUUAUCACCAUGUUAUCAAAAUCGCCUAACAAAGCCUACUAUUCGUAUGAACAUGUCCGCUAUGCUGCUGAUUUAAAUUCCGUCAAAGAACUUUUUAUUUCUAGGAUGCCUUCAGUUGAUGGUGAUAGAACUUGUUUUGAUGUCGAAAAAAGAAAAUCACUAUUUUCUUUAAUGCAGGAUGUAAAGUCACAGGGAGGAACCGUAAUUGUAUUUUCCAGCUGUUUCGGGUCAAUGGGACAACUAAAUUCAUUAUCUGGAAUUGCUGCUAUCCUUCGUUUUGAAAUCUCAGAGGAGUCAUUUGAGCUUUGCUGA